GGAACCGGAAGUGGACCUCGAGGCAGGAGGAGGAGGAGGAGGAGGAAGCCGGCGGCGGCCCCGUCAGCAGCCGGCUGCUGGGGGCCAGUAGGAGGCGGCGGUCCCGAAGGGCGGCGGCCGCGCUGCUCCUGGCGAGCCGGUCCCGCGACGGGGCGGGCGGCCCAAGGGCUCGGCGUCAUGAGGCUGUACAGCCUCAGUGUACUGUACAAAGGCGAUCCCAAAGCGGUGCUGCUCAAAGCCGCAUACGACGUGUCUUCCUUCAGCUUCUUCCAGAGGUCCAGUGUUCAGGAAUUCAUGACCUUCACAAGUCAACUGAUUGUGGAGCGCUCAGCGAAAGGCACCAGAUCUUCUGUCAAAGAACAAGAGUAUCUGUGCCAUGUGUAUGUCCGGAAUGACAGUCUUGCAGGUGUGGUCAUUGCUGACAAUGAAUACCCAUCCCGGGUGGCCUUUACCUUGCUGGAGAAGGUACUGGAUGAAUUCUCCAACCAGGUGGACAAGAUGGACUGGCCAGUAGGAUCCCCUGCCACAAUCCAUUAUGCAGCCCUGGAUGGUCACCUCAGUAGAUACCAGAAUCCUCGAGAAGCUGACCCCAUGAGUAAAGUGCAGGCUGAACUAGACGAGACCAAAAUCAUUCUGCACAACACCAUGGAAUCUUUGUUAGAGCGAGGUGAGAAGCUAGAUGACUUGGUGUCCAAAUCCGAGGUGCUGGGGACACAGUCUAAAGCCUUCUAUAAAACUGCCCGGAAACAAAACUCCUGCUGUGCAAUCAUGUGACGCAGCCCGCAGAAGCCCAGUGCUGGAACGUCACCGUCAUUCACAUCAGAACCGCAGCCCCCAGAAAAGAAGAGACAGCCAUAGAAGAGGACCGGGAAUGGGGGCAGACUGGCCACUUUUUAUUUUGAAGUUUCCGGGAAGAACUGAGGGAUGGUGAAAGGGGUGGGGACCAUUCAAAUUCAUGUCUGGUAGUGACUUUUGGAAAGAAUUUGAGGCCCCCAAAAGUGUAUUUUUGGGUAAAUGAAACCAUAAACUCGGAGUGGCUCCUGUAGAUGCUGAAGGGCUCGGUCUCAGCUAACCCCAGGAGGGCUCUGUGGGAGGGAGGUCAGAGCCAGCAUUUCUCGAUCCUUGAUAUAUUUUAUGUGUAUUUUAUUUGUACAUUAAUGAUAUUAACACUCCAGUGAGUGGGUGGGUGGGGAGGGGAGAGUCCCUGAUGCAAGGGCUGGAGUAGGCAGUUUGGAGACCCUUGGGAAACCCUCUCCUGGGGCCAUGGGGGGGUGUGGAGGGGGGAGCCCACCGCAGUGGCCCCAGCCGGACCAGGGCUUCAGGCUCAGGGCCUGUUUGGGGGGUAAACAGUCACUGGGUCUCACAGAUUCUGAGACUGUUAUUUAGCUUGCCUUUCUGCUAGGAUUGGCUUCCUGCUGAGGGCAGAGCCCAUCCUAGCAGCUUCCAUCAAGUAUCACAAAGGUGACUUGUGGGAGUGUUUGGAAGGAGCUGAGACGUGGGCUGGAACAUGUGGGUCGUGGUCACACCAGCAUGCAGGCUGGGCACUGAGCCCGGGAGAGUGGGAUAUUCCUUCAGUGUUCAGCUGGAGUGUCCCAUCUUCAGAGGACGAUCCAAACACAGGUGCACUUACCUGCCCAGGGUCUGGGGGACAGCUGCCUUGACUUGCAAUUUGACUUUGAACAUCAAGAUCAAAGCAAUAGGUGCUGUAGUCUCUCAAAACUGGUUUUUAUUUGCCUCUCUGGCUACAAGACUGCCUUGGCAACUGCCUGGGGCCUAUACAUCUAAACAAGUAGGUCUUUCCCGUGGGCACCAGGGGGAGGUGCCAGCCUGCCCGACGACUCCCAGAACCCCUCCUGUGGUCUGGCCAGUGCAGGCCUGCCAGUCCCUUCCUGGUCAGAGGCGGCUGCUUGAGUGGUGGAGGCUGAGGGGUUGGUCUAAGCUGGUGCCUGCCGCCAGCGGGAGGCCUGCCACAGCCCCAAGGCCCAGUCCUGGAGACAGGCUGGAGCAGCCCAGGAGAUGGGCCCAGGGUGGUCCAGGCCCUCGGGUCCUAGUGCCAUGUUCCAAAUUGCCUCUUCAUGCCCUCCUGUGCCCCCCAUAUGCACCCCUGGCAUCCAGUCCCCAUGGAAGCCCCUGCUGGGAUGGUGUCAUCUACGAGUUUUGAACCAGUAUGGUGGUGUCUUUGGGAGUCCUGCCUCGAGCUUGCCAUUCUGCUGAGAGCUCCCAGUGUGCUGACCAGGAGUCCCAGGGGCCCUGAAUCCCCAGGGUGGGUGUGACAAGAGGGUGAGGUCUGCUGAGGGUUCUGAGGACCCCACCGCUGGCUGGUUUACCUGCUGCCGCCCUUUUUGUCUGGGUGUUGCUGGCCUUGGCCUACCCCUGAAGGAACCUGUCCAUGUCAUUUUUCUACUAUAGACACCCCAAGCCCAGGGUCCACCGAAAGCCCAGACCCAGCCUGCUCACUGGUGCCUGAGAUGGAGUGGAUUGGGCCUGGAUCCAAGGGACUGGGACAGGGGUGAAGCCUUUUUCCCUCCCACACUAGACACUGCGGGAGAGGAAUGGGCUGGAGGUGUGAAUUUGGGGAAAGAGGAAGUGAGACCUGGCCUUGAUUUCUCCAGGGGCUUGGCCUGCCUGGGCCAGCCCCUGGCUGAGCAGGGCAGGGUGGUGGGUGUGACUCAGGCCCUGUGGUGGACAGAGGGCACACCCUGCGUUCUUCCUGCUCCCUGUUGUGUUUAAUGUUAAACCAUUUGGCAAGAGUGUAUUUUAAUAACUGCUGCCUAACCUUUCUGUGUUCUGUUUGAGAGGUUCCUGUCCUGAUAAAAGUUGUCCUUUGAAAUU
Molecule: messenger RNA, 2832 nt
Organism: Lemur catta (Ring-tailed lemur)
Lineage: Eukaryota; Metazoa; Chordata; Mammalia; Primates; Lemuridae
Gene: YKT6
Product: YKT6 v-SNARE homolog
Exons: 7
Coding region: 178-774 (198 amino acids)
Biological process (GO): endoplasmic reticulum to Golgi vesicle-mediated transport
Cellular component (GO): Golgi apparatus
Molecular function (GO): SNAP receptor activity
Source: RefSeq, a predicted model, not a curated record